GCCUCCAGUCCCCUAAUCAUCCUGGUUGCUCUUCUCUGCACUCUUUCUACAGUCUCAACCAGGGGUGAAAUCCAGCAGGUUAUUAUUAUUAUUUAUUAUAUUUUUAUACCGCCCAUCUCCCGAAGGACUCAGGGUGGUUCACAGCCAAUAAAACAACAGAAAACAUAUAAUACAUAUAAAACAGCAAAAAGAAUAGACAAUUAAAUUCAGUUGAUGCCUUAAAACUUUUAAAUACAAAUUUAAAACCCAUUUAAACCCCUGAUUUAAAAACCCCAAUUUAAAACUACGUUCAAGCUAGUCAAGGUUCUGACAGGUUCUGGAGAACCGGUAGCAAAAAUUUUGAGUAGUUCGGAGAACCAGCAAAUAUCACCUCUGGCUGGCCCCAGAGUGGGGUAGAAAUGGAAAUUUUGCAAUAUCCUUCCCCCAGGAGUGGGGAGGGAAUGGGGAUUUUGCAGUAUCCUUCCCCUGGAGUGUGGUGGGAAUGGACAUUUUGCAGUAUCCUUCCCCUGCCAUGCCCACCAAGCCAUGCCUACAGAACUGGUAGUAAACAAAAAUUAGAUUUCACCAUUGGUCUCAACUUCUUUUUUUGUGUCUCCUAGAACUACUUCUGAGGAUAAAAGAGGAAAAGGUGGAGUCUUUGUCUUUUCUUCACCCCUUAUAGAUUGUCAGACCUGUUGAACAGCUGCAAGACAUAGUAGAAAAGUGUGGAGCUCUAUUAACCCAAUAGCAGAAGGCAACAGGACAAUUAGGGUGCAUGGUGGAAAUACCAAGGUAGACAUUAGAUGGUGCUGUUCUCCUGCAACUUCUGAAGUCCAUCUUUGAACAUGUGAGGCCCAGCGAGGUGCAAGUUGGAAAAGGGGAUCUAAUCAAGCUUCCUUAGUGACACAACCGUUUUCUGCGCCAGAACCAGAAGGGGACCGUCAAAAUCGGCAGUUCCAUCAUCGGAAGAAUUCGGGAAAGACAUGAAGACGAAUCUUCCGGUUGUACUGCUGACCAUUAUCUUGCACAUUAAGAAAGUUCCUUCGCUGGAAUGCUACAUUUGCAAUCAGACAAGCUACUCGCGAUGCUCAAGGAUUAAAAACUGUUCUCACGAUGAGGUUUUCUGCACAAGCUACACAGCCCAAUGUCUGCGAUGUUUCUCAUGCCGGGAGCCCACAAGACCUGAGAAAUGCAUGACAGUGACUAACUGUAUGCCAAACCAAACCAUGUGUAUGACGACAAUGCAUUCUCUUGAAGAAGUCUACCCUUUUGUGGGCGAACUCACCGUCACACGGGCCUGUUCUCUGACCUGCAACCUUUCUGAGAUCGAUGAAAUUGGUUCCACGCGUCUGAUGACCUGUUGCCGCACCGAACUCUGCAACCAUGAUGGGGCCUCCUGGCUAGAGAUCAGCUACACCCUGUUGGGAGGAAUUCUGGCUUCUUUUUUCCUCGUCCUCAGUUAAGACUGUAUUGCUCCAGGAUUUGGCAGAGAGUCCACUGUACUUUCUUAGAACGAUGGGUUCA
This is a messenger RNA of Ahaetulla prasina, 1503 nucleotides long. Its product is annotated as ly6/PLAUR domain-containing protein 2-like. The transcript is spliced from 5 exons. Lineage: Eukaryota; Metazoa; Chordata; Lepidosauria; Squamata; Colubridae. The coding region runs from base 963 to 1442 and encodes 159 amino acids. The record is from RefSeq and is a predicted model, not a curated record. Gene Ontology annotation, molecular function: acetylcholine receptor inhibitor activity.